CUAAUACUCAUAAAAAUGGUCGUUGCAUCCCCAUCUCCUGCACCCGCCCCCACUCUCUCCACCCUCUUCAUCACCACCUCGCUCCAUGCAUCAUCCCCGCCGUCCAAGUACCCCAUCGACUUCUCCCCGCCCUUAAUCGCCAUGGUCGUGGUCGUCGCCACCGCCUUCCUUAUUGUCACUUACUCCCGCCUCAUCUCCCGCCACGUCAUCCCGCCAAUCCUCCGCCUCCAACGACGCUGGCACCACCGCCGUCGCCGCUCCUACCUCCCAUCAUCCAUCGGUGACAUCGACUCCCCGCCUUACGACUUGUCGCUCGACCCCGCCGACAUCGGCUUCCACGUGUUCUCCCCCUACGGCCUCGACGAGUCGGUGAUCAAAACAAUCCCCCUCUCUCUAUACACAUCAAAACAAUCCCUCCUCAGCCGUGACUGCGCCGUUUGCCUGAUCGACUUCCAAAACGACGACUACGUUCGAACGCUGCCGGUCUGCUCGCACGUGUUUCACGUUGACUGCAUCGACAUGUGGCUGCGAUCUCACGCCAACUGUCCUCUCUGCCGGGCCGGAAUAUUCCGUCCGGAAUCUCCGUUCGUUCCGUUGAUGGCCGCAAGGAUCAGGCCCAGCCUCGACGACGCUGUUUUCCGGAGCAUCGCGCUCGAGCCUCUUGCCGAAGCUACGGCGCCGUGUGAUUCCGAUUCGUUAGUCACCGAGAUCGAGCGGUGCGCGGAGGAGCGAUCGCCGAGGAGGAGCUCCAACUACUGGGAGGAUUACCGGAUCAACGGCGGAGAUUUUGUUUUAAAGAGGUCGCACUCGUUCGGGUUCGAGCGAAGCUCGGCGUCGGCGGAGAGGAUGAUGGUGACAGAGCCUGCGACGGUGUCACCGUGGCGGUACCGGAGAGGAAGCUUCUGGAGCAAGCGGCCGUCGCCGUUCGGGUCGUUGACGAAGCCUCGAGUCUUCUCCUUCAGAUCAUCCUACAGAGGCGGCGUCAGCAUGAAGUCUCCUUUCUUCCGCCGAAAAGGCUUCUUCCCGCUGUCAGAGUCGAGCGCGAGAUUCUCCGGCGCCGGAACCGGCGGAUAUUCGCGGCGUAGCAAGUCGAUGACAAGUCCGAUGUUCGGAAGAUCUUCGGGGUUAUCGGCUUUCUCAUCGAGCCGGCUAAGGUGCGGAGAUCCGGAAGCGCUGUUGUCGCCGGAGAGGUUUAACAGGAGAUAGGAACGAAGGAAGUGAGGUUAAAUUCCGGAUCGACACGUGGAGGGUGGUGAUGGAGCGAGGGUGGGGUGGAUCGGACGGUGGGAGAUGGGUGGAGGGAAAAGUGGGGAGGACAGUUAAUGAGGGCCGGUGCGGUCAUUAACUGUGGGGGGGGCUGCCGAGACGGCAUUUAAUGCCCAGAAUUGACGAGAGAGAGGAAGAGAAAGAAAAAACACACAAAUCAAAACUGGGGUUUUAUGGGGGAGAGAGGAGAGAGAGGAUCAUAAAUGUGGAAAAAUUUAAUGGGUUUUGGCGCCAUUUAUUUAUUUAGAGGGAAAGA
This is a messenger RNA of Pyrus x bretschneideri (Chinese white pear), 1522 nucleotides long. Its product is annotated as RING-H2 finger protein ATL65. Gene Ontology annotation, molecular function: transferase activity. Gene Ontology annotation, biological process: protein ubiquitination. The record is from RefSeq and is a predicted model, not a curated record. The transcript has a single exon. Lineage: Eukaryota; Viridiplantae; Streptophyta; Magnoliopsida; Rosales; Rosaceae. Bases 16 to 1206 code for a protein of 396 amino acids.